Messenger RNA from Aplysia californica (California sea hare), 523 nucleotides. RefSeq lists its product as uncharacterized. The coding region runs from base 19 to 354 and encodes 111 amino acids. Lineage: Eukaryota; Metazoa; Mollusca; Gastropoda; Aplysiida; Aplysiidae. The transcript has 2 exons. The record is from RefSeq and is a predicted model, not a curated record.
AGCAAGAGCAUUUCUGAGAUGAGGGAGCCUCGCCGCCUCUUCGGGUGCUUUUCUCUGGGCCUGUUGAUCCUCUUGUGGCUGCCAUCUUUGUUAGUCGCCAUUAAGCAUUUCCGCGGUGGCUCUAUUGGCUACGAGGUUCUCGACUUUUCUGAUCCAAGCUCUUAUCUGAUUCGAUUCACUGUCAUUACUGGGUGGAGACUAGGGCGAGGACCAUGUGGACCAAAAUGUUCUGUAGGAGACAUUGGUCGUUCUACGGAUACCCAGCGACAUCUGAUGACUACCAGCAAUCCUGAGUACUUCGGUUCUUGGACACUUGAGGUAACCAUCUCUCCCUGUCUGGAUGUGUGGCGAUAGACUGACUACUGCUACAGGCUACCUAGAAGUUAAACAUAUCCCGCCCCCCCCAAAAAAAAACACCAAAAAAACUAUAAAAAAGAAGAAAAAAAAAAGAAAAAAAAGUUUGUCUUUAUACAUCACCACGGUCACAGUCUUUUGUAUCAUACAUGUGUUGAUGGAUGCUCAU